Ceratitis capitata (Mediterranean fruit fly) is the source of this 813-nucleotide messenger RNA. RefSeq names its product transmembrane protein 50A. The transcript is spliced from 4 exons. Gene Ontology annotation, biological process: late endosome to vacuole transport via multivesicular body sorting pathway; protein targeting to vacuole. The coding region runs from base 100 to 558 and encodes 152 amino acids. The record is from RefSeq and is a predicted model, not a curated record. Lineage: Eukaryota; Metazoa; Arthropoda; Insecta; Diptera; Tephritidae.
ACUAUUGUGACUUGUUUGCAAUUAGUCAACACUUUUUAACUAGAGAAAAAAUAUCUUUUUUGCAAAUAUAUUAGAAAAUAAGAUUUCGAAGUACCAAAAAUGGCUAUCUUAGAGAAUAUACGUGAAUUGUUCACUUCGGAAACAGCGCGAAAUAAGAAUUCAUCAUUAAUUUCUGGAUUUUUGUUUUUUGCUGGAUGGUGGGUUCUAAUCGAUGCAAUGUCCGCUGAUACCCAACAUCAAAUCACCACUGGUCAGGUUUUCAUUGGAGUUUUUGGCACAAUUAGCUUCUUCAUGGUAAACACUGUUAAGAACUCACAUAUAUCAGAAGAAAACACAUCCGAAUCCGGUGCACGUAUUGCAAAAAUUUAUUUACUUAUCGGUUUUGUAAUGGGAUUUGCGUCCAUAAUUGCUGCAAUAUGGGUUAUGAUUGACGACUUUAUUAAUAACAGCAAAAAAGACAAUUGGCCAGGUGUAGCACUGCUCAUGCAAAACGUUUUUAUUCUAAUUGGAAGUCUGGUAUAUAAAUUCGGUCGCAACGAAGAGGAUUGGAAUGAGUAAAUGAGCUACAGUCCGCUGAACAACUACUCAUAGAAAAGGUGGCACAUAUUAUUCAUUAUAAGUUAAAAAAAUGUAAUUUACACAAUUGUUUCUGAUAUAACAUUUCCAUACUAACCUAGCGUAUAUGUUAGCAUCUCAUAAGAUAACUAAAUUUGUUUAUAUCGCAUUCAAGUCGUAUUUCACUCAUAAAAAAAUAAAGCUUAGUUUCAUUUAGCUAGAAUCACUGAUUCUUAUUCAAGACGAUAAGAAUUACGA